Messenger RNA from Pseudozyma hubeiensis SY62, 333 nucleotides. RefSeq lists its product as hypothetical. Bases 1 to 333 code for a protein of 110 amino acids. NCBI's taxonomy places the organism in Eukaryota, Fungi, Basidiomycota, Ustilaginomycetes, Ustilaginales, Ustilaginaceae. The transcript has a single exon. The record is from RefSeq and is a predicted model, not a curated record.
AUGCGAGUCUGUACCGAGGAAGGAGCCGAGAUGGACGGAGCUAGAGUGCGCGAGCUAGACGUAUGGUACGAUAGACACGAGCAGUACGAUGCUGACGAUGACGAUGAUGUAGGACUGGCAAUAUUUCGUGGUCGUCAAGGAGCAACCAGUCGAAAAGUGAAACCAACAAUGCAUGCUCGUUCUCGUCGGCCCUUCCGAAGCGGGAUGAGCUGCAAGUUCUAUUCUCUGACAUUUCUGACUCUCACGAGGGCAAUCCGACUCGACGCUUGGAUGUUCCUCUCUCUGUGCAAAACUAGCUUGGCAGGUGUUGCUCUCGGACUCGCAGCCAGCUGA